AUGGCACAGGCCCUGGGAGGUGAAAACCUUCAGGCAGAAUCCGAAAAUGGAAGGAGUGAUGCAGUGAAGGGGCAGGCAUGGGCCGGGGGUCGCUGGCCGCCCGCCAGGCUCCGGCUGCUGCCAGUCUUGCCGCUGCCGCAGGUGGCGCUGGGCUUCGCGGACGGCAGCUGCGACCCGUCCCCGCAGGUGCCUGCCCAGGCCCGCUGGAGCAGCCUGUGGCACGUGGGGCUCAUCCUGCUGGCGGUCCUCUGUUGCUGCUGUGCGGGAGUCACAGCCGGCUGUGUGCGGUUCUGCUGCCUCCGGAAGCAGGCUCAGGCUCAGCUCUGCCCACCAGCACGGCAGCCCUGCGACCUGGCCCGGUCACCUGUGGACAGCGGCAGCCCACUCUGUACACAGCACUCCUACAGCUCAGUGCACAGUACCACUGGGCAUACAGUUACCGUACCCUUUGGGAGCCAGACCCCGGACUCCAUGACUCCUCCCUACAGUCUGUGCGCCCCGAGCCUCCCACCCUCCUACGAUGAAGCUGUCAAGAUGGCCAAGCCCAGAGAGGAAGGGCCAGCACUCUCCCAGAAACCCAGUCCUCUCAUGGGGCCUCAGGCCACAGAACCACUCAAUGCCCAGGAGUCGGGCCCCAAUGCCCAACUACCACCUUACAGCCCUGGUGCCCCUUGAAGGAGGUAGGACAAUGGACCAGAGAUUCGAGAACUAGCGCUUGGAGCCAAGGGCCCCCAGCCCACCCCACCAUCCCACACAUUGCUGUGGCCCCAGCCUUGGUGUCAUUUUACACCAGCCCCAUGGCGUCACCCCCUAGGCAGGCUGCUGCUUUCAGCCUCAGCCCCUGGCCCAGUCCCAGCAGGCCCUCAGCC
Messenger RNA from Chlorocebus sabaeus (green monkey), 869 nucleotides. The record is from RefSeq and is a predicted model, not a curated record. NCBI's taxonomy places the organism in Eukaryota, Metazoa, Chordata, Mammalia, Primates, Cercopithecidae.